Drosophila eugracilis is the source of this 3089-nucleotide messenger RNA. RefSeq names its product solute carrier organic anion transporter family member 74D (gene Oatp58Dc). NCBI's taxonomy places the organism in Eukaryota, Metazoa, Arthropoda, Insecta, Diptera, Drosophilidae. Gene Ontology annotation, molecular function: protein binding. The record is from RefSeq and is a predicted model, not a curated record. The transcript is spliced from 8 exons. Gene Ontology annotation, biological process: transmembrane transport; sodium-independent organic anion transport. Gene Ontology annotation, cellular component: membrane. Bases 590 to 2962 code for a protein of 790 amino acids.
AGUUUAGUUUAGUUCGUUUACGGUCUUCCCCGAAUUGAGAUCGUCUCAGCUGGCAGCAACCUAGCAGUCUUUACUAUAUCCGAAAGUCGCGAUCGAAACAAAAACAAAUCAAAAUAAUAGUAGUACCUACUCGUUUCAACAGGAGCAGCAUGAGCGGACAUCAACGUGCCUCGAUAACCGUCCAAGAUUAGCUUAAUGGCUCGGGGGUAGUGAUAUCUCGGGCCAGAGAUAAUAUUUUGUUAAAAUAUUUGAUGCACGCUGACGGGACGUCACUGUUUUGAGCCAACUCUUGGGAGAGUCUGUCUGGAUCGGCCUGUCCGUCGAUACAGUUAAGAUCCGCCGCCAACCGACCACAUCAUGCCACUUGUUCCGCGCCCGUCCACGCGUCAGGUUGUUUUCUAGAUCCCCAGAUCCGUAGUUCCCUCCCACAAGCCAGCUAAUUGCCCGUGAAAGAUCUGGCGAAAAAUUAAGAAAUAUUCUGAGCGACCGUAAAAGUGACGACUGUAACGUAUUUGUGUAUGUGUGAGUGAGUUCCGGAAGAGACCAAUGUGCCAAGUGAGAUCGCAGCCUAAGUCGACUCGCAACUAGGAUGGUUCAAAGUGAGAAUCCCAGCAGCCUGGGACCCGAGGAGCAGAACGUAGAUACUGCAAGCGCAGAAUCCCGAGACGAAUCGGACGUCGAGUCCAGACUUUUGGACAAUGGCAAGCCCUACGACAAGCAGAAGGAGGCGGGAGUUGAUUCGGACAGUGAAAAUCCCACUCCGAAGAAAUCAAAAACCAAAAAGAAGAAACAGAAAUCCGAGCAGGACCGCCUCAUGACUGCGGAAAUUAACAAACUGCUAGAUGAAUCUCCGCUGGAGAAGAACGUCACCUGCGGAUUCUGGAUAUUCAGGGGAAAGUUCUACCAAAGAUUUGCAAACCAAACUGCAUAUGUUUUACUCUACGGAAUCGUCGGCUGUAUCUUUUCAAUGACAUACGCCUACUUCAAUGGCACGAUCACCACAAUAGAGAAGCGUUUUAAGAUUCCGUCGAAGAACACGGGAAUAAUCUCGGUGGGAAAUGAUAUAAGUCAGACCUUGGUGUCUGCUGUUCUGGCCUACUACGCGGGAAAGGGUCAUCGACCGAGAUGGAUUGGGUUCGGUCUUCUUACCAUAGUCUUUUUCUGUGUUCUAACCACGGCACCACACUUUCUUUACGGCCCCGGGGAAGAUGCACUGGCUUUGACCUCAGAGUUUGGUGGAAUGCCCGAUGAAAAUGCCACCAAGGAGGCCAUCGAGGAACAGAGAUCCAAAACCCUCUGUCGCUUGAAUGGAGGAGGAGCCGAGUGUGAGGUCGGUGAGGGGAACUUCGCCCCACAGCUCUUGCUCUUUGUGGCCCAGUUUAUAUCCGGAAUCGGAGGAUCCCUGUACUACACCCUGGGAGUAUCCUACAUGGACGACAACACCAAGAAGUCAAAGACUCCGGCAUUGCUGAGUCUGUCCUACUUCCUGCGUAUGCUGGGUCCUGCCAUUGGAUAUGCCCUGGCCUCCUUCUGCCUGCGCCUGUACAUCGCCCCGCAGAUGCAUCCGGUGAUCAAUAACAAGGACCCUCGCUGGCUGGGCGCCUGGUGGCUGGGAUGGCUGGUAAUGGGCGGACUGCUCUCCUUCUCCGGGGUGUUCCUCUCAAUGUUUCCCAAAGAACUUCCCCGAGCAGUGGCCCGCAGGAAGGUGGAGGAGAACCGACGGCGUGAAAAGGAGAGACUAUCUGUGAAGAGCACGGAGAAGGAGCGCUUGACAGUCGAGUUAGACCAAAAGACUCCUGUGGAAGCUAAGGCAUCCUUCCAGGACAUGCUGAAAACCUUCCGCCGCCUGAUCACUAACAAGACGUACAUGUGCAACACCCUGUCGAGCAUUUUCUACCUGGUUGGGUAUACACCCUACUGGAUAUUCACACCCAAGUACAUCGAGGUGCAGUAUCGCCAGUCUGCGGCCACUUCAUCCAUGGUAACCGGAACAGUGGCCCUGGCUUUCUCCGCUGUGGGUGUGCUCCUUUCCGGUUUCAUCAUCUCGCGAUAUAAGCCCAGGGCCCGAUACAUGGCGGCUUGGAAUGUGAUUGUUGGCUUUCUCACGGUGGCUGGCAUCUUCGCCUACGCCUUUAUCGGUUGCCCGGGAAAUGAAAGUUCCGUAAUUGUCAACAUUCAUGACAGUUCCUUGGCGGGCAACACCACCACCUGCAAUUCGGCCUGCUCCUGCGAUUACGUCCGCUACUCUCCAGUUUGUGGGGAGAACAAUAUGACCUACAUCUCUGCCUGCCACGCGGGAUGCAAAAGUUUGCACGUAAAUUCCGAAGGAAAGAAGAUUUUCUACGAUUGCUCCUGCAUUCCUGGUGAUGAUACCGGCAACUCCACGAGCCAGUUUAAGCGCGUUACCAGCUUCGAUUUGGCGAGCGAUGACUUCAGCCAGGACACGUCAAACUUCACCGAAUUGCAGAGCCUAGCGAAUGGCCAGGCAAUGCCAGGAGCCUGUCCCGUGAACUGCUGGACACAGUUUGUGGCCUUUUUGGCCGUCAUGUGCUGCCUGAAGUUCGUGGGAGCCAGUGGCAGGGCCUCCAACUUCCUGGUCUCCGUGCGCUGUGUUCCGGAAAAGGAUAAGACGGCAGCCAUGGGGUUCGGCAUGACCCUGUGCUCGAUGCUGGCCUUUAUUCCCAGUCCAAUAUUCUUUGGUUGGGUCUUCGACAGGGUCUGUUUGGUUUGGGGCAAGACCUGCACAAACAAGGGAAACUGUUGGCUCUACGAUCCGCUUUCCAUGAGGUACACUCUGAACUUCACCGCAGCUGUCUUUAUCGCCAUUGGGGCCAUUUUCGAUCUGGGGGUCUGGUAUUACGCCAAGGAUCUGAAAAUCUUCGACGAGGACAUCAAGGAGGUGGAGAUGAAGAUUGUCCAGCACGAGGAGGAGGCCAACAACGAGAAGAAUACAGAGAUCUAGACCUAAGUUAUUGUUAUUCCUAAGCGCUGUGUGAGAGUGAGAGUUUUGGUGCCUUCAUUUGUCAAUAUAUAAAUGUGUGAUUUCCCCAUAGAGCCCAGUACCAUAAUAAACGGUAUUGUAACAGUAA